CUGCUCCGAUUUCUCUAAAAUCUAUAGGUGUCUGUGUCUUUUUGAAAAACCAAAAAAUAUUAGAUAAAUUAUAGGAUAAGGUGUAGAUUGUACAAAUAUUCCUAAAAAAUGUCAGUAAAAUGGACUGGUAUUCACAGUGAGUCAGGCAUAUUACGAAAGAGUGAGUUAAAAGAGAAGAAAGAAGAGUUAUUCGUGUUCGGCUACUCGUGCAAACUGUUCAGGGACGAUGAGAAAGCCCUGCACAUUGACCAAGGCAAGCACCUCAUACCGUGGAUGGGGGACGAAUCAUUGAAAAUCGACAGAUAUGACGCGCGCGGCGCCCUGCACGAGCUGGCGUCUCUGGAGGCGCCGCCCGGGGGCUACGACUGGCGCGUGGAGCUGACGCGUGCCGAGCGCCACGCCGAGCUGCUCUGCGAUGAGGAGCGAUACCGCGCCCUGCACACCGACGAGGAUGAAGAGGAAAUGUACAAAGAGGAGGAGCUGAAGAGACUGCACGCGGCGGGCUACGGCCAGGUGGGCUUCAAUUAUGAGACGGGCGCACCGCCCCCGCAGACGCCGGAGCUCCCGCAGCAGGACGUGGACGAGCCCUUCUUGCCCAGCGACACAUUCAAGGCUCUCUUGCCUUCACACAUUAUAUUUCCCGAGACGGAGAAACAGAAUGCGAUAAUAGAGAAGACGGCAAAGUUCAUAGCGAGCCAGGGUGCCCAGAUGGAGAUCCUUAUAAAGGCCAAGCAGGGGGACAACCCGCAGUUCCAGUUCCUCAGCAAGGAGUGCGUCCUCCACGCGUACUACGCCGCACUCGUCGCGCUCGUCAAGUCCGGCAAGUGGCCCGAGAAGUCUCCGCCACCGGCUGAAGAGAAACAUCCCGAGCCAAGUGAGGAAUACCUUCAUCCGAGCUUGGCUUCUACUAUUAUCGAAUCCGCGCCCUCCAUCCCGAGCAUCGCGUACCGUCCCUCGGCAGACUGCGACUACAUGCUGCUGGUGUCGCGCCUGCGGGGCUCUCCCCCACCGGCUCCCCUCGCCGCCGCGCCCCCCGCGACCGCCGGCCCGCCCCUCAUCUCGCCCGCAGCCUCCACCGGCCUCAGCCUCAUGAAGCACUACAACUCCGACACAGACUCGGAUACGGAGGGGUCCAAGGAGUCGCGCGAGGAGGAGGAGGAGCCGCCGGAGGAGGUGCGCCUGGUGAUCGACAAGAUGGCGGCGUACGUGGCGCGCAACGGAGACCAGUUCGCGGACAUCGUGCGCGCCAAGCGGGACCCGCGCUUCGCCUUCCUGCAGCCAGCGCAUCCUCACCACCAGCACUACGCGCGGCUGCUGCGUCUGCGCCGCGCACACUCCCCCCACUCCCCCCACAAGCCCAGCGCUGUGGUGUCGUUCUCUAUCAAGAAGCACAAGGAGCCCGACCCCAUCCUGCCGAAACCCGCGCUGCCCUACGAGUCCAGCUCCGAGGAGGAGUCGGAGGACUCCAAACGCGAGCAGCGGGAGCGGCCGGAGGAGGGCGAGCGCAGGGAGGCGCCCGCGCCGCUUGCUCUCCCCACGAUGCCCCCCAUCAUCGUGUACAAGCUGGAGAGCGGCCAGCACGACAAUCUGCCCGCGGUCGCGGUCGCGGUCAAGUCCAUCGAAGCCGUGCCGGCACCCAGCCAGUCGCCCAAACCCUCGCCCAAACCCUCGCCCGUCGUCUCGGAACCGAUCGAACCACAGAAGGUUCCGGAGAUGCACGUCGUCCUUCCUGAAAACGAGGUCAAAGUCACUCCUCCGAAAACGGAGAAAAUCGAAGAAAACGCAGGAAAGAAGGAAGAUGCGCCUCAAAAGAGCGAAGGAAGCGGCGGCAAAAGUAAACAUAGAGAGAGUCCCGACAGGAGCGGGAGGGACAGGCGACGCCGCGACCGCAAGAGGGCCUAUCGCUCCAAGUCCCAGAGCAGGGAGGCGAGGAGGGCCGACAGGAGGAGCGCGGAGAGAGAGCGCGACAGGAGAGACAAAGAGUACGAUAGAAACAAAAAGAAAAGGAAAGCGAGCAAAGAGGCGGCCUACAGUGAGAUAAUUUCCUUGGUGGACAACUCCGAUGAGCUGAUAGACCUCACCGAGGAGCCGGCCGAGUGUAAAGGAGGCGCGGAGGAGCUGCUGCGCCGCGCCGGGCUGCGCGCGCCCGCCGCGCUGCCCACCACCAGCCUCGCCUCCGCCAUGGUGGAUACGCUGGAGUCGCUGCGCAAGAAGAAGGAGGAGGAGGAGGAGAAGCGCCGGCGCCGAGAGAAGCGGAGGCGGAGGGAGAGGCGAGAGCUGGAGGAGGCGGGGCGGCAGCGCGGGGGGGGCCGGCGUCGCAGGUCGUCCGCGGAGGAGCGCUCCGACUGCGAGGGGUCUCGAAGGAAAAAACGCAAAAGGGACAAGAAACACAGCUCCCGGGACAAGAAGAAGAGAAGGAGAGAGAGCGAGGAGGAGGGGGAGGGGGAGGAGCAGGAGGAGGACCUGCCCAUCGAGAUCGACCUGACGAGCACGCUGCGGGGCCUGCGCACCGCCUCGCCCUCCCGCGACCUGGGCCUGGCCCCCGCCCCGCCCCGCCCCUCCUCCUCCGAGGGCGAGGCGGAGGUUGAGGGUGAGGGCGAGGGGGAGGUGAUGCGCGGCGGCAGGCGGCGGCGGGGCGGCGGGGGGCGCAGGCAGAGGCGCGAGUACAGCGAGGGCGAGUGCGACAGCGACAGCGGCGCCGCCUCCGAGCCCGACCCCUAG
Messenger RNA from Papilio xuthus (Asian swallowtail), 2721 nucleotides. It is a transcript of the gene su(w[a]), whose product is annotated as suppressor of white-apricot. Lineage: Eukaryota; Metazoa; Arthropoda; Insecta; Lepidoptera; Papilionidae. The record is from RefSeq and is a predicted model, not a curated record. Gene Ontology annotation, molecular function: RNA binding. The transcript is spliced from 14 exons. Gene Ontology annotation, biological process: mRNA 5'-splice site recognition; RNA processing. Bases 109 to 2721 code for a protein of 870 amino acids.